AUGACAACAACAGUGGUGAAGGAGGACGCGAGCGUCGUGCUGUGCGACAUUGAAGGCACAACGACGUCCAUCAAGUUUGUGAAGGACGUCCUGUUUCCCUACGUGCGCGAGAACCUAGAAUCGUACCUCGAGCGAACGUGGGAGACGGCGCAAACAAAGGGCGAUGUCCAGGCCCUUCGAGACCAGUGGACGGCGGACAAGGCAGCUGGGGUGGAGGGCGCCGUUCCUAUUCCAGAUGGACACACAAGGGAGGUUCGGGACGCCUGUGUAAAGUCUGUGCGGUGGCAGAUGGACAAUGACAGGAAAGCCACGGCAUUGAAGCAGCUGCAAGGCCACAUUUGGAAGGACGCGUAUGAAAGCGGCGCCGUCAAGGGCCACGUGUAUGAUGAUGUGCGCCCUGCCAUGGAGCGGUGGGUGGCAGAUGGCAUUCAGGUUCAGGUUUACUCGAGUGGCAGCGUUGCCGCUCAGAAGCUCCUCUUCAAGCACAGUGAAAACGGCGACAUGACAAAGCUGCUGAGCGGCCACUAUGACACACGGAUUGGCGGGAAAAUGGAGGCCGCGAGCUAUCGUCGCAUCGCGGAGGAAGCAAUGACGAAACCAAACUCAAUCCUCUUCCUCUCGGACCGCAUUGAAGGUGUGGGCAGAGCAAGGGGCAGCCAAUCGCUUGAAUGCAUUGCUUUGUGUUAG
Salpingoeca rosetta is the source of this 687-nucleotide messenger RNA. Its product is annotated as enolase-phosphatase E1. Gene Ontology annotation, molecular function: magnesium ion binding; acireductone synthase activity. Lineage: Eukaryota; Choanoflagellata; Craspedida; Salpingoecidae. The record is from RefSeq and is a predicted model, not a curated record. The coding region runs from base 1 to 687 and encodes 228 amino acids. The transcript has 5 exons.